Cololabis saira (Pacific saury) is the source of this 4196-nucleotide messenger RNA. It is a transcript of the gene bcl2b, whose product is annotated as BCL2 apoptosis regulator b. Bases 525 to 1250 code for a protein of 241 amino acids. Gene Ontology annotation, biological process: intrinsic apoptotic signaling pathway in response to DNA damage; extrinsic apoptotic signaling pathway in absence of ligand; negative regulation of intrinsic apoptotic signaling pathway. Gene Ontology annotation, molecular function: protein homodimerization activity; protein heterodimerization activity. The transcript is spliced from 2 exons. Gene Ontology annotation, cellular component: mitochondrial outer membrane. NCBI's taxonomy places the organism in Eukaryota, Metazoa, Chordata, Actinopteri, Beloniformes, Belonidae. The record is from RefSeq and is a predicted model, not a curated record.
AGUCACAGGAGAGGACUCAGUCGCAGGAGAGGAAUCACUCCGACCUUGUCCGGCUCCCCGUCCCGCGCCUGCUCGUGCGUAAAAGCCGCGGCCAAACCCGACCGCGUCGAAGGCGCAGCACAACUUCGGCGUUCAUUCAUAUUUUUCUCGUUUUUCCCCCCCUCCGUCUGUCUGCGGGUGAUGUGCACAGGAAUAGAGCAACACUACUCUCAACCUCUUCCGCAUAUUGGAUUUCUAUGCAAAGAGAAGGUCGCCGAUGCGCCUCCAAGGAUUCGGGACAUGAAGACAUGAAGUCUUUUUGAGUCUCAAAACGUUUUUUUUCUACGCUUUUUUUUGUUUUUUUUCAAGUGUUGUUGGUUUUUAAAAAAAAAUCCACCUAGGAAGUAUUUACCCCCCUAUGUGGGAUAAUUAGUCUAGUUUUGGACGAGUUGCGCCGUGCGUCAUACAGUGCGCAAUAAUGUCGGUCACAAUGCCUUCUAUAAUUUGAAUCUGGUUGUACUAAAAGUGCCACAAUUAAGCCCGGAAUGGCGAAUGACGAGUGUAAUAAUCGCAACAUCGUGGAAAAGUACAUCCGCCAUAAACUCUCCAAGCUGGGGUACGCGUGGGGGUUUGAGGAUGCUGCAGCGAACAACGGCGCGGCCGGGGCUCCAGCACCAGCACCGGCCGCUGCGCUGCGCCGCUGCCGGGGAGCGCGCACCGCGCCCGGCGCAGAGGAGGAGGAGGACCCGCUCCUCCUUAGACCCGCACCGGGGCCCCCCCGGCCCGGCCACCCGCACCACCCGCUCCACCCGCACCGCCACGACAUCCACAGAGUCCUGCGGGAGGCCGGGGACGAGCUGGAGCGGCUGUACCAGCUGGACUUCACGGAGAUGUCCCGGCAGCUGUACCUCACCUCCGCCACGGCCAGCAGGAGGUUCGCAGAGGUGAUCGACGAGCUGUUCCGGGACGGGGUCAACUGGGGCCGGAUUAUCGCUUUCUUCGAGUUCGGGGGCACGGUGUGCGCGGAGUGCGUGUCCAAGGAGAUGUCGUCGCAGGUGGACAACAUCGCGGAGUGGAUGACGGAAUAUUUAAAUGGACCUCUAAACAGCUGGAUACAAGAUAACGGGGGAUGGGAUGCUUUUGUGGAGCUGUACGACAGACAGAGGGAGUCCAUCUUCAGCUGCUACUGGCCCUCCAUCAAGACUGUUUUCGGUCUGGCUGCGCUCGGGGCGGCCAGCCUCACCAUAGGAGCGUACCUUACGCAAAAAUGAACACUUCUCUUCUCUAUCAGCUUAAACUUGUGCCUCUUGUUUUUCUUUCUUUCUUUUUUAAAGAUGCCCCUAACCCCUGCGAGACAACCUUCAGACUGAAUCUGGCUCUCUUCAAAGCCUCUCCCAGAAAAUUCCUUCCCUUAUGCUCCUUCAUGUCAAAACAGACACAAAUCAAAACAGCAGAGGGAAACAGAGGCACGGCCUAAAGAGUAAAGUAUGUCUGGAAAAGAUGCUUCAGAGAGCUAAUCACACUAAGCUGAGUACAACUGAGAAGAAACAAGGAAUGCAUGUCUUUUUUUUUUCUUUUUCUGCCUGCUUCUGUGUUAGUGACAGCAUGAACGUUGAGUGUUUUUAUUGUAAAUGUUGCAUGUGUGGAACCCUCUAUUUGGGGUCUGUAAGAAUGCUGAUGCCAGAGAGGACGAUGUUGCUGCCCCACCAACGCUUCUACGGAUGAAGGACCCCAUUCGAACUGUGGACUCCAGUUACCUUCCAAUGGCGGUCCUUCAAAUCAUUUUCUUCAAAGAAAGGCUGCUCAAAAUGGAAAAUGGAAACAGCUCGCUACACCCAGCGCGUUGGAAGUCUACUCCUUUCACUCCUCAGACAGCUCUGGUGAACUCUGAAGAUGUUGCACCAUUAUACUCUCCCGGCCUGCAAUAGUGGACACAAAGACUGAUUUUCUUUUGCAGAGUUUUGAAAGAUCCUUGACUUUCAUGUUGGUUUUCCUUUUCCUGGCAUGCCAAACCAUGUGUGUGGAUUUCCAAGGAAUUUCAAAAAAAAAAAAGAAAAGAAAAGAAAAGAAAAAAAAAAGCUUGAAGUUAUGUUGUUGAAUAUGCCGAGAGUCAUGGGGAAUACAGAGAGAAUGAGGUAGGAAGUGCGGAAAAGUGCCGCAUUUUGCAUUUUAAGAGACCGCGUCUCUACGAUAUAACUGGAUGAUUUUUAAGAGCGCAUUCCUCAAGUAAUGUAAUGUGAAGGAGACCACCCCUCUGCUCGAUUACUCUCCUGUAAAAGUCAAACUUCACCGCCUAUACUAUGAGCACAAAAGAACUCAGAAAAAUCUCUCUUUCCCUCUGUCUUUCCUCCUCACUGAGUCCGUUUUCGGUCGAUUGUUUGGGUUCACCCAGGUUUCAGAGUCGACCCUGUCAACAUGUGUCCUCCAGUUGCUGCAGUCCCACAGUAACGUCCCCACAGAGUCGGCACGACACGAGAAUCCACAGACAGCUGUUGACGUGGACUAAGAAAACCUUUGCGUGGCGGCCACAUGUGACCGAGUGGAAACCACAACGGCAGCUGAGCGUUUCAGCUCAGGACCAAAGGCGGCGAAUCCUGCACGCUGGAACCUGAGAUGUCCCCUCUUCCUGCAAAUGCGUCCAGUUAUUGAUCUGUUCCUUUCAGCCUGUUUUAUUGAUGUUUGUCUUGAGUUACAGUCUGAUGGAAAAUUUGGAAAUGCUUGCAGCCUCCAGAAUAUUUUGUUGUAUAUGAUUAGUUGCUUAUGGAGAGGUGACUUUAUGUGUCUUUGAAAGUCUCAAACGUCUUUGUUGCAUGGAUGAAAGAUACUCUCUUAACACGAUAGAUACGUAACCAUAUUUAUGACAGAACAGGCUAGAAAAGAAGAAACGGCAACAAAAGGACUGCAUUUUUAUUUUAUUUAUUGUGAGGUACCAGAUCACAGAUUUUAACAACACAUUAAUAAAAAAUAAAAAAAAACUAAAAAAAAACACUUUUCUUUCUAUGGAAUCACACUGUAACUACAUUAUUUCCUAGCUGCUAUUAUAAGAGUUUUCAAAAAUGAAUUUCUUUGUUGUGUUAACAUUGGCUUAAGGCUGCUAUACUGUCAAUUUAACUCACAGCUUAAACUGCCACAAUGUCACAGUAUACUAGAGAGCUGGAAACCAAAGUACAUUCAACUAAUUUUCACUUUAAAGGCAGGGUAAGUGAUUUCUGGAAGAUGUCAUGACUGUUAUGUGUAGCAAAACAUCAACAAAGUAUAGCUAGCUGGCUCCUCCCUCCGUCUCUGUCCAAUUCAGUUCAAUUCACCUUUAUCUGAAAAGUGCCAAUUCACAACUAAAGUCAUGUGAAGGCGUUACACACAGAAAACAAGUCCAAAUACAGUUCAAUACGGACAAUCCAAUUCAUUCUCAAUCACAUUUCACUUUUACUGUAUUCAUUCCAGUAGAAUGCAGAUUCAAAGUUCCUGUAAUACCUCCUGAGCAAGCACGAGGUGGCAGUGCUCCCUAAGAAAAAUGGCCCUUUCCCAUGUUGGUGAUUGGCUGGAGCAAUGUUUGUUAUUGUUUUGGGGGUCAGGCUGCCCCAAUUCAGUUCUGUCCCCAUUUUAAAGAGCCAGAAUACCAAGUCUUAUUUUACAAUGUGCUCACAAGAUGGGCAGGUAGCGGACGCUUGGGAAAUAUUCACUGAAAGUAACAAUAUGUGUUCUGGGUUAGAAUCGCUUACCCUACUUUUAACAGAAUCUUAAUUAACACACAUCACUUCAGUUCACUUAGACGGUUCGGUGGAGGGCUCAUACGGUGUUACUGGACUUAGUCUCACUUUGUGCUCUAAAGAUGAAUCAGUGCUUAUCUGUAAAAUAUUGACUUGCCAGACCUAAACCCUGUCUCAGUUACGACGAAACCGCCGGAUUCCCAUUACAACAGCUCACAGUGUGUGAUAUUCCCAGUGAUGACUGUGUGUGUUUGUGUGUGUGUGAGUGUAAGAAACAGAGGAUGAUUAAUGACUAGAAAUAGGAACAGCUUAACAGCAAUAUACUGUAAUUCUUAUAUUCUCUGUGCGUAUAUGAAUGUAGCACUCUUGUUGCUGUACUGUUUUAUGUCUAUACUCGCAAACCUGUAGCACUUAAGAAAGUGAAAUGUGUUUCUGUUGUUUACUGCUAUAUCCACAAUAAGCUAGCAGGAUAAUAUUGUUCCUAAUAAACCAAAUUUCUUGAGCAGAUGG